AUGGAUGCGUUCAAUACAGCUGCCUUAUGUUGCGAAGUCAUCUGGAAGACUGUGGAAGCCGCCGCCGCGUUCGGGAGGGAGUCUCAAUCACUGGUCGCUCGUUUCAAGUACGAUGCCCGCAUUCUUCAGCACUUUCACGACUACUUCGCACAACAACGAGCCACGGGCCUCGGAUUAAGCCCAGAGGAUGAACAGAUCCUAGAGGACAGCAUUUCUUACCUCGGGCCGCUGUUGAAGAGCGCGGAAUUGUGCAAGACCAAGCUUGAGGCUCAGAGUCGCUGGUCCAGGGAAUUCAACAGGCUUACUUGGUCUCUGCGGCGAAAUGAAGUGCAAGAACUUGAAAAGGAGCUUUAUGAAUGGGCGAGGAGACUCGACCUCCGGUUAAUUGCGCUACCUGAACGGGCGCGAGCUGUAAUGCUUGUGGGGGAGUCACAGGAGACAAUGACCCCAAACGUGGCCACCAGGACGCGGAUCGAGCGGUUUGCAGCGAAAGCUGCUUCUGCAAAGAAGGCCGUUUGGGGUCCCCUUCUAGUGACACCUGAUCAUGUCCAGACUAUGAGCCGCCGGCAAGAGUCGCGUUUCUCUUUAGGGGUUCUCCACGGGCGAAACAUCCUACUGGAAUUCCGGUCGCAAAUGGAACAUCUAGAGGCCAUUUCCUUGGAACAUCAAAAGGCCGAGCUGGGUGAAUUCGUGGCAGCGCUCAAUUAUCUGGACUCGACAACCACCGGCCUCUUGCGGUGCCUGGGGUUCUAUUAUAACUCGAUACCCUCGCCACAUUUUGGUCUUAUCUACCAAUUGCCUAUCGACCGUGAUGAGAACUUCAUAUCCUUCAAAGCGCUUCUGGAUCUCCGUGACCCACAUGGGCGGCGGAUGAAGCUCAAGUAUUCCCUCAAUGAACGGUUGGAAUUCGCGCGAAAAUUAGCCACUGCCAUCUUCUUCGUUCACACUCUAGGUUGGGUUCACAAGGCAAUUCGGUCUCAGAAUAUUGUUCUUUUGGGAAAGUACCCUCCAAGGGAGCAACAAGAUGAUGGGCGAGGCCCGAUGAAAUACACCCUGGGAUCUCCUGCCCUAGUAGGAUUUGAGAUAGCCCGUACAAGCGAGGGUGACACUGAUCCUGGCCGCCGUAGGCGUAUGCCGCUAGAGAUAGGGGUUUAUGUACACCCUGACCUGCAGCAGCCCUCCGCUCAUGUACGGCACAGCAUGUGUCAUGAUAUCUACAGCCUUGGUGUCAUUCUACUGGAGGUGGGUAUAUGGUCCAGUUUGGAGAAACUGCCACAGCUUCACCCAGACAUGAAUCCCACGGAAAUCAGUCAGGCACUACGAAAAGUGGCUCGUGAGACGGAGUUAAUGAUGGGGCGGCGGUACCGCCAGACCGUUGAAUGGUGUUUGAAUCAAGAGCACGUUGAAGAUACUGGGAGCGUUAGAUUAAUAUCCGAGGUACUCGAGAAACUGGAAGACCUCGCAGAAUCUGUAUGA
Molecule: messenger RNA, 1476 nt
Organism: Penicillium daleae
Lineage: Eukaryota; Fungi; Ascomycota; Eurotiomycetes; Eurotiales; Aspergillaceae
Exons: 1
Coding region: 1-1476 (491 amino acids)
Biological process (GO): protein phosphorylation
Molecular function (GO): protein kinase activity; ATP binding
Source: RefSeq, a predicted model, not a curated record